Molecule: messenger RNA, 596 nt
Organism: Nannospalax galili (Upper Galilee mountains blind mole rat)
Lineage: Eukaryota; Metazoa; Chordata; Mammalia; Rodentia; Spalacidae
Gene: Sec61b
Product: SEC61 translocon beta subunit
Exons: 4
Coding region: 136-426 (96 amino acids)
Biological process (GO): intracellular protein transport
Cellular component (GO): Sec61 translocon complex
Source: RefSeq, a predicted model, not a curated record
GCCCAGGCGUCCUAGCUUCUGCGAGGACCCUGCCAGCCGGCCAGGGGCGGGACCUGAGCCGGUCUCUCCCCGGGUCUUUGCCGCGGUCGGCAACUUCGGGCUGUCCUGCUACCUUUUCUGGUCUCCGGCUUCAAGAUGCCGGGUCCGACCCCCAGUGGCACCAACGUGGGCUCCUCAGGACGCUCUCCCAGCAAAGCGGUGGCCGCUCGGGCGGCGGGAUCCACCGUCCGGCAGAGGAAAAAUGCCAGCUGUGGAACCAGGAGCGCAGGUCGCACUACCUCGGCAGGCACUGGGGGGAUGUGGCGAUUCUACACAGAAGAUUCCCCAGGGCUCAAAGUUGGCCCUGUUCCAGUGUUGGUUAUGAGUCUUCUGUUCAUCGCUUCUGUAUUUAUGCUGCACAUUUGGGGCAAGUACACGCGUUCGUAGAUUCGGCUGCAUCCAUCUGUCAUCUGAAGAAGAAGGAAGAAACCCAACAUUUCUUGGACCAAAAGUGUAGUGAUUUUCUUUUCAAGUGUAUUAUUUUACAGGGAACUAAACAAGAAUUGACUUUGAAGAGUUAGUUUUUUUCUAUGUCUAAUAAACUUUUGAAUUGAUUU